Molecule: messenger RNA, 2419 nt
Organism: Chionomys nivalis (European snow vole)
Lineage: Eukaryota; Metazoa; Chordata; Mammalia; Rodentia; Cricetidae
Gene: Stmp1
Product: short transmembrane mitochondrial protein 1
Exons: 3
Coding region: 94-237 (47 amino acids)
Source: RefSeq, a predicted model, not a curated record
CGGCGGGUUCCGCCCUCGCGCUGGGGAGGAGUCCGGGAGCAGAGCUGUAGGUGAAGCCCCUUUCACACCCUCCUCGCCUUCCCUACCGACAACAUGCUCCAGUUCCUGCUUGGAUUUACUUUGGGCAACGUGGUUGGAAUGUAUCUGGCUCAGAAUUAUGACAUGCCAAACCUGGCCAAAAAACUUGAAGAGAUUAAAAAGGACCUGGAAGCCAAGAAGAAACCCCCUAGUUCCUGAUGCCUGCCCAGCACUGUGCUCUGGACCCAAGUUCCCUCCCGAGGGGCCUGCCUCCUUCGUAGCCGCAUCCCAAAGCUGUGUUCCUCCUCAGCCUCAGACCUUGCCUGUUGCCUUAGAACCAACAUGGGGCCAGAAGUCAAGGUUACCAGCAGCUUCCCUUCCUCCUGUAACUUCCGUCCAGCUGCUUCUGAGUCCUAAGACUGCAAUAUGGUGCUAGGUUAGCAAUCACAAUCUUUAUUAGUGCUCGCCUACCUGUCCUCUGGGAGCUACCACCUGUUGUCAAGAGAAGGAUGAACGGAUUCGGAUAGCUGAUUUCACCGUCUAGCAGUUACAAUAGGAGCGUGUUACAUGUUUGUUACUAAAUUUUGUUGUCAAAGUAAUUAAAAUCAAUACAUUCAAGCCAGUUUCUGGUGAAUUAUCCAUUUAUUUUGUUAUCAAGGAGCUCCAUGAUUGAUAAUUUAACCAAUAAAUCAUUUGCUUAUCAUUAACCAAGAAACUGAAUUCUGUAAGAACUUGGAAAUUUUAAAACAUACAACCUUACUGUUGUCUGAGUAGAGUUCAGUCUAUUUAUUCUGAGUGUUUUUCCUUAAUGAGUGUUUGCUCUGACUCUGCUGUCAAAAGACCCAUUCGACAUUAUAUGACAGGUGGAUAAGUGGGAAGCUGUUGGUAAAGGACUGUUAAUUUUUUAAGUUAUGUAUUGACUUUAUAGCUAUUCCCUCACAGAGAAAUGAGGUCCGGAUGUGUGAUAAAAUGAAACCAUGGGGAAAUUCUGCAUGGUCCGAAUAUGCAGUAAGAUGGGACUGUGGCACAGUUGGAGCUCCCCUGCCUGCAUCAGAAUGGAUCAUCAAGCAUCAUCAUCUUUUUUUUUUUUUUUUUUUAAAAACAGUUUCCCUGUGUUACCCAGGGUGGUCUUGAACUCCUGGGCUCAAGCAGUCCUCCUGCCUUAACCUCUGGGUGCUGGGACUGCAGGUGUGCACCACGGUGUCUGUGUAGUCCAUAACUUUUAAAGUAAAGAAUAUUCUAACAGGUACCUAACUUUUCCCCAGGAGAUGAUAUGAAAGUGAUUUCCCGCGAAGGCUCUUUUCAGAGUCCGUCUUGUUCCCAGGUACAGUUCCUCAGGCGAUCCCCAUUGUCAGGUUCCUGGGGACCCUCGAGAGCGUGUCUAAGCACAUUGUGUCUUUGGUUUUUUUUUUCUUUUACGUGCUACUCUUUGCCUUUUGGCUCUUCAGUUUUUUUGUUUUUGUGUGCACCACUGCCUGACUUGCUUUUUUAUUCUUAGUGGAAUGCAUCCCAUGCCAGUACGUUAAGAACAGGGAACCUAACUCCUCUGUUCACAAUGUAAGAUUCGAUUGAAUGGUAUUUCACAAUUGAAUGUGCUACUGGUGAAUGUUUAGAUUGUUCUUUUGCUGUUGUGGUGAUAGCAACGAACCUGCUGGCCAUAUCCACCCAGAGUAUAGCUGUAAGAUAAAGCCCUGAAAGUCAAGUUUGCAUAAAGAUAGUGUCUUGCUUCAGAGGGCUCAUUGGGCAGCUUCUCUGACAGUGCUUUUCUGAAGAUAUUUUAGUGGACAGCAGGUUCAAGGAUUACUUAGGAGAUACCUGUUUGCAUAAGGGGUGACACUGACAUGGGAGUCAGAACAUGGCGCUCCUAUUUGGAGAUGCAUUUUAUCCCUGUAAAAGUCCUCCUCUGAUGGGAGACAAGAAGAGCAGUCACUGUGACUUAUCCCUAGCAGUGGGGAGUGGGCAAGUGGUGUUUUCUUCUGAAACUUUGUAACACCUACCUCAUGAGGGUUUCAUGGGAAACAGUUGAGAUGAUGUAUGUGCUCUGUUAUGCUGUGCUUUGCAGACUAUCCAAUAAAUAGCAGAUAUUAGUUGAAACAUGCUGCUUUGGGCCACACUACUUUUGUGUUUCUGCACUCACUUUUGAACAGGUUCGUGAGUCACGUAGAGUGUGGUGGUAUUCUGUGGCUAGUCUUUUGGGUAGUAAUGAAAAUAUACAGUGUCCGGUAUCUCCUGCCCUUGUACCGCCCAGCUCACACAAUCUAACUGUAAAUGACUAACUAGGUCCUUAGCAGAAGAAGAGAGGUUUGUCAGCUUUGAGGAUAUUCAGAAUUCUGGGCAGAGGCUCACUUAGCAAGCUGUGGCAAAGAAGAAUCAUCAUGACAGCAUUGUUAUUUGAUAGCUG